GUUUUUUAAUCAAUUUUGUAUUUAAAGAUAGUCAGAAACGAGAGCAAACAUACUUAUUCGCAUGCAAGCUGACAAACUAGCUGUGCUUUAGCUGGAAUCCUAGAGAACGAGUAAAUCAAGUUGGACAGAGUAUGGUUUAAAUACAAUGCACUACCUUUGCACUGCCAUUAGUCAUCCUAACGCCUAGUCUAAAGUCUAGAGCAGUUUUGAUCAAUUAGAUCAGCAAGGACAACAAAGCCGAACUUUUUUUCUUUUCAGUUUUUUUAAACUGAUCCAUUUUUUUUAAUUGAUCCAAUGAUAAAAUUACUAACGUGAUGUGUUGAUUGACUUGAAUUUCUUCAGCUUCACUUCAAGUGGAAGUACAGUUGCUGUGAGGAGAGCUGAGCAUAACAAUUCAGUCAUGAUAUACAUUCGAAGAGUUGGUCCCCUUGUGCUACACAAGAGACAGAGAAACAAAAAAAAAUUGAGAUUCGUUUUCAUGGUGGCUGCCCUCAUAAUAUCCAUAUGCCUUGUCUUCAGACUCCUGCAGACGAAUCCUGAAUUAACAUUUUCAGAUUUAGUAGAAAGGUCAGUAGAGGGAGCAGCUUCUUUCCAACUGAAAACUGAUAAUCACAAAGAUGAUGGUCCUAAAGGCAAAUGUGGCCUCCCAAAACCAUGUCCUGGAAAUGAUUAUACAUUUAAGAUUUACAGUGGCGCAACAAACAUCAUUGGACCACGAAUAUGCUUUGAGGGGAAAAUAAUAAUAGAGAAAGACAGACGAGGAAACCGAUGCGGAAUUCAUAUUGCUGUUAUCAAUGAAAAAACAGGUGAACACGUCAACACUGGCAGCUUCAAUAUGUGGAAUGGAAAGGUUGAGGAGCUGAUAGAGUUUCUGAAGUCAAUCGAGGAUGGUUCUCUUGUGUUGAUCACCACUUUUGAUGAUCCAGCCACAAAACUUAAUGAUGAAGCAAGGACACUUAUUGCAGAGCUUGGAAGUUCAUAUAUUUCCCAGUUGAAAUUCAGAGAUAAUUGGCUCUUUGUGGGAGGGAAGAAAACCAUAACACAAGUCACUUUUGAGCAGCACAUAAAGAAUGACAGGGAAACCAAUAAGUACGAAAGCUGGCCAGAAAUGAUCGAGAUGGAAGGUUGCAUACCUCGAAUAGACUGAUUUUUCCUACAGCACAAUUUGAUCUGCCAAAUAAUAGCGUUUAAAUCAGGCAUCAGAUGAUGUUUUUGCAUCUACAGUAAUACAACAAGCUAAGCCACAAUGCAUUUCCGAUGUGUUUCAUGAUAUUUCAGACUGUCCUAAAUACAUUGUAAUUAAUAGGCUUUAUGCCUACUUUUGUGAGACCAUGUCACUGUUUCAACUGUGGUGUUGAAACCUCUUAUAAUAGAGGUUAUCCUAGACUUA
Messenger RNA from Sinocyclocheilus grahami, 1390 nucleotides. RefSeq names its product protein FAM3C-like. The record is from RefSeq and is a predicted model, not a curated record. NCBI's taxonomy places the organism in Eukaryota, Metazoa, Chordata, Actinopteri, Cypriniformes, Cyprinidae. The transcript is spliced from 10 exons. The coding region runs from base 401 to 1147 and encodes 248 amino acids.